Hevea brasiliensis (rubber tree) is the source of this 1483-nucleotide messenger RNA. RefSeq names its product protein SLOW GREEN 1, chloroplastic. Gene Ontology annotation, molecular function: protein binding. The transcript is spliced from 5 exons. The record is from RefSeq and is a predicted model, not a curated record. Bases 113 to 1189 code for a protein of 358 amino acids. NCBI's taxonomy places the organism in Eukaryota, Viridiplantae, Streptophyta, Magnoliopsida, Malpighiales, Euphorbiaceae.
GGUAAGGAAAUGCUAAACCCCUAUGAUUUGUAUCGGGGGUUUUGAGUUUGGAAAGUGGUUCUCUUCCAACCUUUUUACGAUCGGCGGCAACCAAUCAAGAAUCUAGUCCGAAAUGGGUUCAAUCGCAACAUUCUCUCUGUACUGUCAGUUACGUGUUGACAACCCCAAAUUCCCAAAACAUAGUCUUCCCAUUUCAUCAAAGCCUCAAAUCUGCGUUCAGAGACUACACCAACUCCCAUUUAAUCAAGCUAAACUUCACAUUUCCUCUAUACUCCCUUUAUCACCCAUUCCUCACGUACCCACUUCAAAUCUCUCGAAAAGGAACGAUUUCCUGGCUAAAUUUUUGUGUGAGAAACUACUUGCUUCCCUGGUUGGGGCAUUUAUUUUCAUUGGUUCUUUCGGUUUAAAUACUAAGCCGAGUUUGGCACUACCUUCUCAAACGACUGAAUCGAGUGCAAAAAUAGAGGAAAAGAAGGAUACCCAGAAAAGUGAAGAUGAGAUGUAUGAAGAAAUUUUGAAGGGGGAACCAAGGAAUGUCGAGGCGUUGAAGGUGCUUGUGUAUGGGAUGAUAAGGAGAGGAAAGACUAAGGAAGCUUUGAAGUAUGUGGACAGAUUGAUUAAUAUUGAGCCGGAGGAAGUAGAAUGGAGGCUUUUGGAGGCACUAUGUUAUGAGAUGCUGGGGCAAUUGAGUAAGGCUAAAAGGUUGUUCAAAGAAAUCUUGGAAGAGAGGCCUCUUCUGCUUAGGGCUUUGCAUGGAGCACCUGCAAUAUUCAAGGGUCUGGCAAUGGUAAUGCACAAAAACCUUGAAGGUCCAGCUGUCUUUGAGAUGCUGAAUAAGGCUCUAGAAAUUGCUUGUCGUGAAAAAAGAGUGACUGAGGAGAGAAACAUCAGAAUUCUAAUUGCACAAAUGCAUGUGGUGAAGGGGCAACUGGAGGAGGGUUUGAAAAAAUUUCAAGAUCUGGUCAAUGAGAAUCCUCGAGAUUUUCGGCCUUAUCUUUGCCAGGGAAUAAUUUACAGUCUAUUGGAUAGAAAAAAGGAAGCUGCAGAACAGUUUGAGACAUAUCAUAGUCUUGUGCCUGAUGAAUUUCCACAAAGAGGAUUUCUUGAUGAUGUUGUGUUGGCAGCGAAAACUGAGUCUCAGGAACGGUUUCAAAAGGAGUUUGUAACUGAAUUCUCAUACAGGAAGUGAAGCAACAGCUCCUCUGAUGUUGUGCUGCAGUGAUUAAUGUUUUUUAGCUGGAAGGAUGCUUUUCAUUGUAAAUAUAAUUUAUUGGGAUGAGCAACUUCUGGGACUGAUUACAGUUUGAUCUUAAGACAUCAAUCCUGGAGACGACAGUAUAUUGAGCCAAAGCUCGUUGGUUUUACUGUAUAAUUUUUAAUAGCAAUAUACGUAUAAAAACAUUUAGGCUUGGUAUGGUCAGAAUUUGGGAUUGACUUUCAAUUUCUUUGAAGUUAAUGCAUAGCAGUGAUCUAUUGUAAUCAA